CCAAUGUUAGGCAUGGUAUUGUCAAUAGUUCAGCAUAGCAACAAGACAGCAAUUCGAGCAGGAGCAGUCCUCCAGAAUUGCAGCAUGAUUGAGGACAAGUUAUGCUUCGGAAAGGCUUCGGAGGUAGACCAACAGCUCUCUGAGCUUUUGGUUGGUUAUAUCUCACAUAGCCCCUCCUAGCCGGCCUUGCAAUACCGCGUUUUGUCGUGACAAGCCGGCGAGGCCGUUGACUUGAUGGGCGGGCUGGAGCGUUAUUCCACCGUAGCCCUGGAAGCGCCGACCCGAGCAAUCUUCGUCGCCCGUCCCCCUCCGUCGACCGAGACUGUAUAUAAGGGAAUCAUGUGGAGCGCUUCUCGGGUCUACACACACUGCUUCUCAUCUCGUCUUCUGUGCCUCACAACCUCGGAUCGUCAUGGUCUCGUCUUCAAUACCUCAUAGUGAGACGUCGACCAUCGCUGUGCCCGAAGAAGCCCGUCAUGCGUCGCAAACAAAACCUGACUCUGCGACGCAUCCGCCGCACAUCACCCUACCCGAGGGUGGGCGCAAUGAAGACCACCGCCUCAGGCUCACACGAACUCGAACCCACGAAUCCCACGACGAUCGCCGACCUGAUAUCUCUUUCCCCUUCCAAACCACCAAUAUCCCUCUGGGUGGUCUCACAGACGAGUACCGUGUGAUCACUGAUACCGGAUACUUGCCUGCGGACCUCGCCCUGCGGCCAGUACCAUCACAUGUGUUCCGACUGCCCCAAGCGCUAGCUGAUCCUGAAAAGGCGCGUGCCUUGAAGCAGAUGAAGCUGGUGACAUGGAAGGAGGAUGAUGCGGAGGAUCCGCGAAACUGGUCGAACCUCUACCGUUGGUAUCUCACUGCCGUCUGUGCCAUGGCUGUCGUCCAAGUGGCGUUUGCAAGCGCAGUCAUCACUGGUGACUUCAAGGACAUUGAAAGCGAGUUCCACGUCGGUGAGGUCGUGACUGCCUUGAGUGUCUCCCUCAUGGUCGUCGGCUUUGGAAUUGGUCCGCUGGCUUGGUCACCGCUGAGUGAAUUAUACGGUCGUCGACCGAUCUGGAUCAUUCCUAGUAUCAUCUACGUCAUCUUCAACAUCCCCUGCGCUGUUGCCAAGAACAUCCAGACGCUCCUGAUUUGCCGCUUCUUCUGUGGCCUCUUCGCAUCUGCUCCCCUGACACUCGCCGGUGGUACCAUAUCCGACGUCUGGGAUAACAAUGAACGUGGUUUCGCGAUCGCUCUAUUCGCGGCUGCACCGUAUGGUGGACCUGUUCUCGGGCCCAUAGUCGGUGGUUUCGUCGGUGAGACGAUCGGCUGGCGUUGGAUCAUUUGGGUCAAUAUGAUCUUCGCUGGGGUGAUUUUCCUUUUCACUCUCACCAUCCCCGAGACAUUCGCACCCUCUCUGCUUCGCCGGCGCGCGCAUCGUCUGCGUGAGAAGACCGGUGAUCCCAACAUCACCACCGAGCAGGAGUUGUUUGGGGCAUCGCUAAGCGAGAUUAUCACGGAGACUCUUCUCCGGCCAUUCCAAAUGAUCGUGACUGAGCCCAUUCUACUGCUCAUGAGCAUGUACAUCGCCCUCAUCUACGGCCUCCUCUACGCCUUUUUCUUCAGUUUCCCCGUCGUCUUCGGCGAGGAUUAUCGCUGGAAUGACGGAAUGGUCGGCCUGACCUUCUGUUCCGUGCUCAUCGGCGUCGCCUUCGCUCUCUUCGUUACGCCUCGCAUCGAGCGCGACUACCUGAGGCGAGCGGCUGAGAAGGGUGGCCGGGCUGACCCUGAGGACCGUCUAGUCGGCAUGAUGCUGGGGUGCUGGUUCGUCCCCAUCUCCCUGUUCAUCUUCGGCUGGACGAGUCCACCUGCUGUUUUGCCUGGUGGCGGCAAGUGGGUUGGCCCUGUCUCGUCCGGUAUCCCCUUCGGUUUCGGAAUGGUUAUCAUCUACUUCUCGGCAAACGCCUACCUCAUUGACGCCUUCCCUGGCUACGUCGCCUCUGCGCUUGCCGCGAAGACUGUCAUCCGAUCCGGUUCCGGUGCAGCGAUGCCGUUAUUUAUCACCGCCAUGUACCACAACCUCGGUAAUGGCUGGGCAGCGUCUGUGUGGGGCUUCAUCUCCCUCGGCAUGAUUCCGAUUCCCUUCCUAUUCUACCGAUACGGUAGAUCCAUUCGUGCUCGCUCGAAACGUGCCGUCGUCGAGUAGUUUCGCUUUCAGCCUUCUCUCCUCCUUUCUUUUGCUGUCUUCUCUUAUAUUGCUAUUCAUAUAUCGUAUUUUCCCUCAAGGUCUGACAGAUAGAUAGACUUCAUAGUAGACAUAGUAGACAUCACACUGCAUAGACAUUUAUUCGUAGAUACAGCACGUCCGGCAUCACAACUACUCGUCCUCGUAGGCCAUCAUCGCCUCCUUAAUCGUCUUCAAUUCAUCAUGUUAACGUCCCUCAUUCCUUCUACAUCGAAUGGGAAGCCAUUGAGGCUAUUUCUUGUCGUCC
This is a messenger RNA of Dichomitus squalens LYAD-421 SS1, 2480 nucleotides long. RefSeq names its product MFS general substrate transporter. Lineage: Eukaryota; Fungi; Basidiomycota; Agaricomycetes; Polyporales; Polyporaceae. Gene Ontology annotation, molecular function: spermine transmembrane transporter activity. The coding region runs from base 413 to 2194 and encodes 593 amino acids. The transcript has 7 exons. The record is from RefSeq and is a predicted model, not a curated record. Gene Ontology annotation, cellular component: fungal-type vacuole membrane. Gene Ontology annotation, biological process: spermine transport; transmembrane transport.